Messenger RNA from Puccinia triticina, 495 nucleotides. RefSeq lists its product as uncharacterized. NCBI's taxonomy places the organism in Eukaryota, Fungi, Basidiomycota, Pucciniomycetes, Pucciniales, Pucciniaceae. Gene Ontology annotation, biological process: vesicle fusion; intracellular protein transport; exocytosis. The transcript is spliced from 6 exons. Gene Ontology annotation, molecular function: SNARE binding; SNAP receptor activity. The record is from RefSeq and is a predicted model, not a curated record. The coding region runs from base 1 to 495 and encodes 164 amino acids. Gene Ontology annotation, cellular component: SNARE complex; endomembrane system; plasma membrane.
AUGGCCAGAGACAGACUAGCCGCAAUGCGUAACGCUAACCAACCAGACUCCUACUACGAGGACGUGUAUGACUCCUACGGUGAGCCUCCAGCCGCACCAGCCUAUCGAGCCCAGCCCCCCGCAGCCCGGCAGCCAAGAAACGGCCUGCCCAACGCACCCAGCCGGCCCUCACCCUCAAGCUCGAUGGACGAAAAACCAGACUACGACGACUACUACGAACACUCCCAGGUCCGGGCGGCGGUGGAGGACCAGGUGAACGGCGGCGGCGCCGUCUUCCAACAAGCUUUGGCCAGCUCCAACCGCAUGGGAUCUGCAAGGAACGCCCUCAAAGAAGUCCAGUCUCGCGCCGAAGACAUCAAGCGGAUCGAGCAGACGAUCUCCGAGCUUGCACAGAUGUUCAACGAUAUGGCAACAAUGGUCGAGGAGCAGGACGUCAAGGUGCAGCACAUCGAGAAGCAGGCAGAGGCGGCCAACCAGGACGUCGAGGCUGCGUGA